Molecule: messenger RNA, 577 nt
Organism: Cylas formicarius (sweet potato weevil)
Lineage: Eukaryota; Metazoa; Arthropoda; Insecta; Coleoptera; Brentidae
Product: coiled-coil domain-containing protein 115-like
Exons: 1
Coding region: 57-542 (161 amino acids)
Biological process (GO): vacuolar proton-transporting V-type ATPase complex assembly
Cellular component (GO): extrinsic component of endoplasmic reticulum membrane
Source: RefSeq, a predicted model, not a curated record
AAGCGUCAGCUGAUUCGCAUCUUGCGGGUGUUUGAAUUCGAACAUAUCAUUUUAGAAUGGUCGAAAAGGCAGAAGAUCUCGACAAAAUAUGUGACGUGCUGGACAGGCUAACUCUGGAUGCGUUGACCAUGAUGCAGGAAGAGAUAGAGUUGAAAAUUAACGCGGAAAAUGCGAUGAUCGGCGGCGAAAUGCAUUUAGUGAAAUCGAGGUACAUUUUAGGCCAGAAUAACGUGUCGGCUUUGCAGCUGCCGAGCGAGAACGGUCACGAAGCGAGCGCUUUGGUGAAGGUUCACGAAACCGAGGACGAAUUCGGUUUAAAACAGUUCGAUUUAGAGUCGAACAAGCCUGACGAGACUCGGCCGAACCCGAUCAGGUGGUUCGGUUAUUUGACGCCCCAGAGUCUGAGUUACGCCCAAAAUUUGUACCGGCAGGCAUUGCAGUGGAUCGUGCAGGCGGGCAACGUGCAGUUGAGGUUAACCGAAACCUGCGCCCAGAUCGAGAUACUGAAGAAACUCAAGAGAACCGUCCUCUUUGCGAAGUAGUCUUGUUACGUUUAAUAAAUCGUUUUUUGCGUUGG